Cajanus cajan (pigeon pea) is the source of this 2562-nucleotide messenger RNA. Its product is annotated as calcium-dependent protein kinase 26. Gene Ontology annotation, molecular function: protein kinase activity; calcium ion binding; ATP binding. Gene Ontology annotation, biological process: protein phosphorylation. The record is from RefSeq and is a predicted model, not a curated record. Lineage: Eukaryota; Viridiplantae; Streptophyta; Magnoliopsida; Fabales; Fabaceae.
AUCACCGGCGAGGGCCUGCUGCCGGCCGCCGGCGGUUCUGGAGACAGAUAGAGAUCUCAAUUUGCAUGCACAUUGCCAUUAACGUGACAACCACAUCACCAAAUCUGAACCGUCCACUCCAAUUGUCGCUUCUUCUCAGCCCUCCGAUUAAUCGCCAACACAUUUUCAUUCAUCCUCUCUUAACGGAAAAAACCGCUUUAACUCAUUUUCCCUCCUUUUUCUUCCUUCUCCAUUCCUCUCUCUCCUUCACGCCUUCAAAAUCAAAACCCUUUUCCAUUUACGUUUAUCUUUCUCCUUAAAAUCAUAAAUACUCUUCCUUCAAGCUCCUACCAUAAAGGGUUUUUUUCGUGUUUCUCAAAUCUUGAAAAGGCUUUUUUUUUUCUUCUUCUUUUUCCUUUUUUAUAUAUUUUAUUUUCGUGUUUCUAGCUCAAACCUGAAAAGGGUACCCCCACGUUUGCAUGUUCAUGCCUCACUAUGUGGCACGAACAAAAUCCUUCUCAAAUUCUUGCAUCAAUUGCAUUGCCCCAUCAAGCUAAUAAGAUGCUUGGAACAAGGAGUAGCAUCUAGUGUCAGAUGGGAAACACCUGUAUUGGAUCGAGAACCUCUAAAGGUGGAACGUCAUCUAGUUCAUUCUGGUGGUCACGCAAGAAAGACGCUUCUCAUGCAAAAAAAGGUGGCAAAAAGAGCAAAAAAGACACGGAAACCAAGCCUCCACAGGUAGUGAAAAUAGAGAGGGAUGAGGCGAAUGCACCUCCACCAAGAGAGACUAAACCACCUUCAGAGCCAACAAGGCCAGAGCCAGCAAAACCGAAGAAGCCACUCAAUGUGAAGAGGCUAGCAACUGCAGGCCUCAAAGCAGAUUCAGUUUUGCUAAGGAAAACCGGUAACCUGAGGGAUUCCUACAAUUUGGGACCAAAGCUCGGACAAGGCCAGUUUGGAACCACUUUCCUUUGUGUGGAGAAGGCCACUGGGAAGGAGUAUGCAUGCAAGUCCAUAUUGAAGAGGAAGCUUUUGACAGAUGAGGAUGUGGAGGAUGUGAGAAGGGAGAUUCAGAUAAUGCACCACUUGGCAGGGAGUCCUAAUGUGAUCUCCAUCAAGGAGGCUUUUGAGGACAAUGUUGCAGUUCAUGUUGUUAUGGAGCUGUGUGCAGGGGGUGAGCUGUUUGAUAGGAUUGUGGAAAGAGGGCAUUACACUGAGAAAAAGGCUGCUAAGCUUUCAAGGACUAUUGUUGGUGUCAUUGAGUCUUGCCACUCCCUUGGAGUGAUGCAUAGGGAUCUUAAGCCUGAGAAUUUUCUCUUUGUUAAUCAGCAAGAAGAAGCACCUCUCAAGGCAAUAGAUUUUGGACUGUCUGCAUUUUUCAAACCAGGUGAAAUUUUCAACGAUGUAGUAGGAAGUCCUUAUUAUGUAGCGCCUGAAGUUCUUCGCAAGCGUUAUGGCCCUGAAGCAGAUGUGUGGAGUGCCGGUGUCAUAAUAUACAUUCUCUUAAGUGGGGUGCCUCCAUUUUGGGGUGAAUCGGAGCAGGAGAUAUUUGAGGCAAUAUUGCAUCAUGAACUUGAUUUCACAUCGGAUCCUUGGCCUGUUAUAUCUGAAAGUGCCAAAGACUUGGUUAGGAAGAUGCUGGUCAGAGAUCCUAGUAAAAGGAUAUCAGCUCAUGAUGUUCUUCGUCACCCUUGGAUUCAUGUUGAUGGAGCAGCUCCAGACAAGCCUCUUGAUUCUGCAGUUUUGAGUCGCCUGAAACAGUUCUAUGCAAUGAACAAACUCAAGAAAAUGGCUCUUAGAGUUAUAGCAGAGAAUCUCUCUGAAGAAGAAAUUGCAGGGUUGAAAGAAAUGUUUAAGAUGAUAGACACAGACAAUAGUGGUCAAAUUACAUUCGAAGAACUCAAUGUUGGACUGAAAAAGUUUGGUGCUAAUCUCAAUGAAUCUGAAAUUUAUGACCUUAUGCAAGCAGCUGAUGUUGAUAACAGUGGCACAAUUGAUUAUGGAGAAUUCAUAGCUGCAACAUUGCAUCUAAACAAGAUUGACAGGGAAGAUCAUCUAGUUGCAGCAUUCUCUUAUUUUGAUAAAGAUGGAAGUGGCUACAUCACUCAAGAUGAGCUUCAACAAGCUUGUGAAGAAUUUGGCAUUGGAGAUGUCCGCUUGGAGGAAAUGAUCCGAGAAGCUGAUCAGGACAAUGAUGGAAGAAUAGACUACAAUGAAUUUGUGGCUAUGAUGCAGAAAGGCAAUGCAGAGUUGGGUAAGAGGGGUCGAAAGGGUAGUAGCACUAGUUUUAGAAUUGGAUUUAGGGAGGCACUACAUGUAUGUUAAUUAAGAAAUAUUAGUGAAUGAAUUUCCCUUGUUUUUCUUUAUCUUCACUUUUUUCUUUUUUGGUAAAUUAGCAUUUUCUCCACGAUUUGUUCAACUUGGUCACUCUUGAGGAACUUUAAUCCAGAAAAUGUUGAUAGAUAUGAUUCGUGGAUUUUGCCAUCUUAUGUACAUUAUUGAUAAAAACAUUGUUAUGGCAACAAGGUUUAUUUUUCAAGUUCUAAUAACAAUAUGGUAUCAUAAGUUCAGUUAGAGUAACAU